Molecule: messenger RNA, 2340 nt
Organism: Aureobasidium pullulans EXF-150
Lineage: Eukaryota; Fungi; Ascomycota; Dothideomycetes; Dothideales; Saccotheciaceae
Product: putative glutamate carboxypeptidase
Exons: 2
Coding region: 1-2340 (779 amino acids)
Molecular function (GO): carboxypeptidase activity
Source: RefSeq, a predicted model, not a curated record
AUGGCCUCCAACGAUGAGAGAGCCCCGCUUUUACAAGUCGUCGCAGUGCGCCCUCAUCGUGAUCGAUACAACAACCAUACACUCCGCCGUUUCUGCACGAUAGCUCUGGUCGUCCUUCCGCUUACCACGAUCGGUCUCGCAUUCCUAUCCUACGCCUUUGGUCAGAGUGACCUGUUUGGAGACGACAAGCAAGAUCCUGUUGUUCCAUGGGACUCUCUAUCUGGUUCGAACAAACCGCCUCAUUCGCAAUGGCCGGCUGGAAAUGGUCUGAGCUUCGAAGAUCUGAAAGAGAUUCUUUUUACAACACCUGAUACCAAGAAAGCCAAAGAGUGGUCUGAAUACUACACGGCCGGUCCUCAUCUCGCUGGUCAAAACUUGAGCCAAGCUGUCUGGACCAAAGACAGGUGGGAAGAAUUUGGUGUAAAGAGCGAGGUCGUGCCAUACGAAGUCUACAUCAACUACCCUCUCGACCACAGACUUGCUCUACUGAAAGAUGGAGAGGUCUCAUUCGAGGCAACUCUUGAAGAAGACGUCCUAGAAGAAGAUCCCACAACUGGUCUAGAAGACCGCGUACCUGUAUUCCACGGCUACUCGGCUAGCGGAAACGUCACCGCCCAGUACGUCUACUGCAACUACGGCACUUUCACCGACUUUGAGAACUUGCUUGCUGCAGGUAUUGAAUUGGAAGGCAAGAUUGCUCUCGUAAGAUAUGGUGGCGUCUUCAGAGGCCUCAAGGUUAAGAGAGCUCAAGAGCUCGGCAUGGUCGGCACCAUUAUCUACACCGACCCUGGUGAUGAUGGUCUUGUCACUGAAGUCAACGGCUACAAGCCUUACCCCGAGGGCCCUGCUAGAAACCCAAGCAGUGUUCAGAGAGGUAGUGUUCAAUACUUGAGCCAGUUCCCUGGUGACCCAACCACCCCUGGCUAUGCCUCAAAGCCUGGUGUACCUCGCCUUCCUGCUAAUGAGUCCACACCUUCCAUUCCGUCGCUGCCCCUCUCAUAUGCGGAGGCUAUCCCUCUUCUUCAAGCUCUCAACGGACAUGGACCUAAUGCCUCGUCCUUCCCUGCUCGUUGGCACAAGGGUGGUCUUGAGCACAAGAACGUGUCCUACAACAUUGGCCCUUCCCCGCCAUCCGUCACCAUCAAUUUAAUGAACCUUCAGAACUAUACCAUUACUCCUCUCUGGAACACUAUCGGCAUAAUCAACGGAUCUCUCUCAGAUGAAGUCAUCGUCCUUGGAAACCACAGAGAUGCCUGGAUCGCUGGCGGUGCAGGCGACCCCAACAGCGGCAGUGUGGCGCUUUUGGAAUUGAUAAGAUCCUUUGGUAUCGCGCUAUCUAGGGGCUGGAAACCCCAACGCACCAUAGUCUUCGCUAGUUGGGAUGGUGAAGAAUAUGGUCUUGUUGGAUCGACUGAAUGGGUUGAGGAUUACCUUCCAUGGUUGAAGGACUCUGCUGUCGCCUACUUGAACGUCGAUGUCGGUACUCGCGGCACCCGAUUCAACUGCAAUGCUGCGCCUCUGCUUUCUUCUGCUAUCUACGAGGUCACUAAGUCCAUCAAGUCGCCUAAUCAGACUGUCGAGGGAUCGACUGUGUACGACCUGUGGGACAAGCAUAUUGGUACCAUGGGUUCUGGCUCAGACUUCACUGCUUUCCAGGACUUUGCUGGCAUCCCUUCGGCCGAUUUUGGAUUCGGUAAGACAGGUCCGUUAGAUCCUAUCUAUCACUACCACAGCAAUUACGACAGCUACGCCUGGAUGGUCAAGUAUGGCGACCCUAGCUUCGAAUAUCACGUUACAGCUGCCAAGGUCUGGUCUCUGCUUGCGGCCUCUUUGAGCGAGAAGGCUGUAAUUCCGUUCAACGCUUCGGACUAUGCCAUCAGUCUCGACAGAUAUCUCGACAGCGUCAAGCACAUGGCCAACGCAUCCAAGAUUGCGCACGAGAAGGACGUUGUCCAUGCAUUUACAGAUCUCGACAGAGCUAUUGAGCACCUUCAGCGUGCAGCCCAAAAGUUCGAGACUCGUGCGGGCGACCUUGCAAUUCAAGCGACAGCCGCAGAGGGCAAGUAUAACCCUGCUGCUACCAACAAGCUCUUCGCCGACAUCAGAGCUGUCAACACACAGUACAAGGUAUUGGAGCGUGCCUUCCUGUACCCUAAGGGUCUUGAUGGGAGGAGCUGGUUCAAGCAUGUCGUCUUUGCACCUGGCAAAUGGACUGGCUACGCUGGAGACACGUUCCCUGGACUUGUCGAAGCUAUCCAGGCUGGCGACAAGAAGGCACUUCACAGAUGGGCUGGUAUCAUUGAGGGUAUUGUAUGGAGAGCUGCUGGUGUGUUGAGUUAG